Stylonychia lemnae is the source of this 504-nucleotide messenger RNA. NCBI's taxonomy places the organism in Eukaryota, Ciliophora, Spirotrichea, Sporadotrichida, Oxytrichidae. The record is from the annotation of a GenBank genome assembly.
AUGACUUUGAAAAUUCACAAAAAUGAUCUCAUAAUGAUAAAAUCUCAAUUGUCGCUUAAUGAAUAAGAGUUUUCAUAACUCAUCAGUGAAUUUGGCAACUCUUAUUUAAUCUAUAAUAACAAUGAAGAAAACAAGCAAUAAUCAAAAGAUUCAUUGAGAAAGAGAGGUAGAAAGAAAGGUUCUAAAAAUAAGGUGAAGAUCGACUCCUAGAUUAUUAUGAAAUCAGACAGUGAAACCUCAAAUUCAAGAAAAAGAGGGCCACCCAAAAAGCUAACUCAGCAAUAGAUAAAUUAAUUGACAGCUAUUUAGCUUGUUUGCUAUAGAUACACUAAAUUCGCUUGCUAGUAGUUCCUUAGGAAUGAAGUUUACUACAAUCUCCUAAGAGCUGCAAAACCAUUCAUUUUGAAAUUAGACAAAACAAAUAUUAAAAUGAUAGAGCAAGUAUUAAAUAAAAUGCUUGAGCUUGGCUUGAAACUAAGAAAUAACCAAUUCGGAUUAGUCUGA